AUGGAUCUGGACGGGCUUCUCCGAGAAGCAGAGCGAGAUGAGCUGUGCCGGCAAGCGGCCAAGGAGGAUCGCCUCCUGGCCGCCGUCGCAGAGGCUCGCCGCAAGCGCGAGGAGCUUGAUUGGCGACGCCAGCUCUUCGAGACGAUGGGCCAGGAAGACGACGACUACUGCCGCUUCGAGAGCCAUCAAGACUUGGAAAGCUCCGAUACCGGUCGGCCAGACAGCUGGAUGGAUGACAUUGCAGCCCAGGCCGAAGCUCGCACAGCUGGUGCUCCUAGCAUGUCUCAGAUCUUGGCCCAACAGGCAGAGGCGGCCCGGCCUCUCCCCGAGCCGAAGCCGAAGCCGCAGUCGGAUCCCGAGCCGCCUCCUUCAGGCAAACGUCCGCGGAGCGCGGGGUCGUCGGAGCAAGCCGAAGGCUCGCAGCCGACCGCGCCAGAAGAUCCUGAGGCAGCCGCUGAAGCACGUUUGGAGGCUCGACGGCAAGAUGAGGCGAAGUGGAAGCAGCUGGAGGCCAAGGUCGCUGCAGUGAGCGACAACGAGCCUCCGCUUCGGCUUUGGGAGGCAGAGUUACCCUGGCCCUCGGGUACGGCCGAAAAUCCACUCAAUGUCGAUGCCUCCGGGCAUCCGAAAGUGGUUCGGUCGCAACUCCGAGCAGGCCUGCUGAGGUGGCAUCCCGACAAGUUCGAGCAGCGCUUCGGAAGGUUUCUGCCUGUGGACGAGAAGGUGCGCUCUUCCAUCUUCGGCCGUGUAAAGGCGCUUGCACAGCAGCUGACGCGUCUCAUG
Messenger RNA from Symbiodinium necroappetens, 783 nucleotides. The record is from the annotation of a GenBank genome assembly. NCBI's taxonomy places the organism in Eukaryota, Dinophyceae, Suessiales, Symbiodiniaceae.